Molecule: messenger RNA, 348 nt
Organism: Plasmopara halstedii
Lineage: Eukaryota; Oomycota; Peronosporomycetes; Peronosporales; Peronosporaceae
Exons: 2
Coding region: 1-348 (115 amino acids)
Source: RefSeq, a predicted model, not a curated record
AUGGCUUUAGACGCCAUACAAGAACGUCAGCUGAGUAGGCACUCGACUUCGCUUCGUGUUUAUCGUGAACUCUGUCACGCUCGUACUCAUGCGUCUGUCAAAAAAACAUCCAGCCCAGUCUCGAAACUUGAAAAUAGACGGGCCCCUACAAAUGAAAAUGAAGUAGCGCCACACCAGGGAGAAGUGGAGGUAGAUGGUAUAAUAUGUUGUAUGCAUCGAAAACUUUUGACAAAAGUUAUAUAUGUGGCGAAUACGCCAGCCCUCACGUCGAGUCGCGAGAAAGGGGGUAUCAUCGUGCCCAUCGAGCUAUACUGGCAAGGACGAGCCUUGUGCGGCUCAUUCCUCUGA